GGGUGAUGCUAUAAUGUAUCACUAUUCCAGCCCCCCGUCCGGGUGGUCUGCUUACGACGGCUACACUCCCCCCUCGCCUCACUACUCCCCCUACUACGGACCGCCGCCUCCCUCUGCCUCUGCCGCCGCCGCCGCCGCCGCCGCUGCUGCUGCUGCUGCCGCUGCCACCGCUGCCUCCUGCGCGCCCCGGACAAGCUCCUCUGCAGCCGCCUUCGACGACCCCCUGCUAGAGACCCCCAAGCGCUCGCGCGCCCGCCGUGCUUCCACCUUCACCCGCCCGACGCACGCGGCGCACCCGCACGGCCACGGACACCACCACGGACACCACCACAGCCACAGCACCUCCAAGCCCGCCCACGCCCAGCCUCCCCCGCCCAAGUCGCCGCCCAGGGCCACCGAGGCAGACGCCAUCCACCACAACAUCCCCCCGGGCUACAGCAUCAAGAACUGGAACCCCAAGGAGGCCCCCAUCCUGCUCCUCGGCAGCGUCUUCGAUGCAAACUCCCUCGGCAAGUGGAUCUACGACUGGACCGCCUUCCACCACGGCGCCACCGCUCCCAUGGCCGACGUCGCCGGCGACCUCUGGCUCCUCCUCAUCAAGCUCGCCGGCAAGGUCAAACGCGCAGACGAGUGCGCCCCCCUCAUCCGCUCCACCGAGGCCCGCGAGAUGGUCGAAGACUUUGUCGAGUCCGGCGAGCGCCUCUGGUCCAGGUUCAAGCGUCUGCUCAAGGCCUGCGAGCACUUCAUGUGGAAGGCCGCCAAGCGAGAACACGCCGCCCGCGGUGGCUCCCCGACCACCAUCACCAUGGGCCGCAACGCCGGCUGCGAGUUCGUCGACUCCAUCUUUGGCCGCGACCGGGAGCUCGAGAACACAGAGAAGCUCAUGAACAGCGUCCGUCUCUGGAACAUGCGCUUCGACGCCAACUGCGGCGAGCUCCUCCGCGAGGUCUCCAAAUGA
This is a messenger RNA of Microsporum canis CBS 113480, 958 nucleotides long. RefSeq names its product vegetative cell wall protein gp1. The coding region runs from base 14 to 958 and encodes 314 amino acids. The transcript is spliced from 2 exons. NCBI's taxonomy places the organism in Eukaryota, Fungi, Ascomycota, Eurotiomycetes, Onygenales, Arthrodermataceae. The record is from RefSeq and is a predicted model, not a curated record.